Messenger RNA from Selaginella moellendorffii, 543 nucleotides. RefSeq names its product senescence associated gene 20-like. The transcript has a single exon. Bases 1 to 543 code for a protein of 180 amino acids. The record is from RefSeq and is a predicted model, not a curated record. Lineage: Eukaryota; Viridiplantae; Streptophyta; Lycopodiopsida; Selaginellales; Selaginellaceae.
AUGGAGGGGACGCGCGACAACGAGAAAAUCAUCGCCUCCUUCUACAAUGCGCUCGCGGUGGGCGAUGCCGCGGCGGUCGGCGCGAUGAUCACCGAGGAUCUGGAGUGGCAAUUCCACGGCCCGCCCGCCCACCAGCAUCUCAUGCGAAUGCUCACUGGCGCGGAUCGCCCGGGCUCCUUCUCCUUCAAUCCCACCCGGAUUUGUAUGAUCGGGGACCGGAUCUUCGCCGAGGGCAAAUCCCAGGCGCCCAUGCGAGAAAUGGCCUCUCCGCCUCGCUCUAGCUCCGCGAGCAAUGCUUCCUCGAGUUCUUCCUCCUCUUCGUCGAGUUCUUCGUGGAGGUCUUCCUCCGCGGCGCCGUCGGCGCUGGAUCAAGAGAUCUGCUGGGUCCACAUAUGGACAAUCGACCCGAGCAGCUCGCGGAUCGUGGAGCUCAACGAGUGCUUCAACACGUCGGUGACCGUCACCGCCCCAUCCAGUUGCAACACAUUGUGGCAGAGCCAAGGAACGAGGCGAUCAAUGCCCGGCCUCGUCUUGGCAAUGUGA